Molecule: messenger RNA, 834 nt
Organism: Schistocerca piceifrons (Central American locust)
Lineage: Eukaryota; Metazoa; Arthropoda; Insecta; Orthoptera; Acrididae
Exons: 8
Coding region: 1-834 (277 amino acids)
Source: RefSeq, a predicted model, not a curated record
AUGGAUAAUGGUACAGAAAUUGGUACUAGCAACUUCACCCUAACUGACUUUAACACAGGUAGUGUAAAAGUACUCUUGCCAGGAAGUUUUGAAAGACAACUAACCUUGUAUACUUGUGAAGAUACUGAUCCUGAGGAUACUAAUCUUGAAGCUAAUCUCUAUUUGCACUCAAUAUAUAACUGUGAAAUGCCCAGUGAGAAUGUGUCAUCAGAGUGCAGUUACCAAGAAGUUAUUCUUCAUUACCUUUUUACAAGCUGCUAUUAUCUGUACAAUAAUAACAAUGUCAGUGUAGCUUAUGGUUGUGUUCAGACAAACUAUACAGAUGAAGCACUGAAAAAAGACUGUAGUAACAAAGCGGAAGCUGUUUUAGUCCAAGAGAAAUACACUCUCAUUUCUCUCAACAUCACACCGUUUCUACAUAACAGUGUAUUAAAGUUCUUUGUGGAUGAUACAAACUGUACGAGGGCACCAAACAAUGAUGACUUUUGGUGGAGCGUAGAGAUAAAAGAAGAUCAGAAUGAUGAUGUCAUCACAGAGAAGAAUGAAACUCAAAACAGAACUGUUGACUGUGCUAUUGCUCUGAAUGAAGAAGUUGGCAUACGUCAGUUACGUUGUGAAGUUAACCGGACAGACAUAUCAUGCAUAAUGGUCAUGAGACAGAAGAGUAACAAUCCCAUUAAUGAUGGGUACUGUAACCAACAAAAUGUUACCUACGCAGCAAUAGGUGCCCACAAGGGAAAGGGGGAAGGGUGGGGGAGGCGGCAGGCAAGAGGACACACUUGCCCCUCUUGCAAUCUGGGUACAACUCCUCCCAUGAAACAGCAGCAGAAGUGA